AAUUUCGUCAAAAUGUCACCAUCAAGUUCUGAGUUCAUCUCUAUUUUUCUUUACGGCGAUGGUGAGCUCCCCAAACGCUAUAUGACGUACUGGUUUUGAUCGUGAAUUCAGUUACGUGGGGAAACUUUCCGACGACCGGGACCGCCGCCAGUUCUCCGGCGCCGCCAAAUCUCUGCAAUCGAUCUUCGUCGUCAUCUCCAAUGGCUGCUCAAUCGGUCAACGAAUCGGACGGCAGAGAUUUCCCUUCCGACCUCGCCUACCAGUCCGGCUUCAACAAUCAUUUCUCGUCGGAGGCGAUUCCCGGCGCUCUUCCUGAAUCCCAAAAUAGUCCUCUCAUCUGCCCCUACGGCCUCUAUGCUGAGCAGAUCUCCGGCACUUCAUUCACCUCGCCUCGAAAAGCAAACUUGCGCAGUUGGCUGUAUCGGAUAAAGCCCUCGGUCACGCAUGAACCGUUUAAGCCACGCUUGCCUAAGAACCAGAAGUUGAUCAGUGAAUUUAAUGAUUCGAGUUGUUCCUCGACUCCGACUCAGCUCAGGUGGAAACCGGCGGAUUUUCCUGAUUCGCCGGUAGAUUUCGUUGAUGGACUGUACACUGUCUGUGGAGCCGGCAGUUCGUUUCUUCGGCAUGGGUUUGCUGUUCACAUGUACACAGCCAAUAAGUCGAUGGAGAACUGUGCGUUCUGUAAUGCUGACGGCGACUUCUUGAUAGUCCCUCAGAGUGGAAGGCUGUGGAUUAUUACAGAGUGUGGAAGGCUGGAAGUUUCUCCAGGUGAAAUAGUGGUUUUACCUCAAGGUUUUCGCUUUGUUGUUCAUCUACCCGAUGGGCCAUCACGUGGCUACAUAGCUGAGAUUUUUGGUAGUCAUUUUCAGCUUCCUGAUCUUGGACCAAUAGGUGCAAAUGGGCUUGCUGCACCAAAGGAUUUCCUUGCCCCUGUAGCCUGGUUCGAAAAGAGUUUUCGUUCUGGUUAUACAAUUGUUCAAAAGUUUGGCGGGGAACUGUUUACUGCAAUACAGGACUUUUCUCCCUUUAAUGUAGUUGCUUGGCAUGGUAGUUAUGUUCCCUAUAAGUACGAUCUUAGUAAGUUCUGUCCUUACAAUACUGUGUUGUUUGAUCACGGUGAUCCAUCGAUAAAUACAGUGUUAACAGCACCAACUGAUAAACCUGGAGUAGCAUUACUCGACUUUGUCAUUUUCCCUCCAAGAUGGCUUGUUGCUGAACACACAUUCCGUCCUCCAUAUUACCAUCGCAAUUGCAUGAGUGAGUUCAUGGGUCUGAUUUAUGGUGGCUACGAGGCAAAAGCUGAUGGGUUCCUUCCUGGCGGUGCCAGCCUUCAUAAUUGCAUGACUCCCCAUGGUCCUGAUACAAAAACAUAUGAGGCUACAAUUGCUCGAGGGAAUGAGGCUGGACCAUAUAGAAUCACCGACACGAUGGCAUUUAUGUUUGAAUCGAGUCUGAUCCCUCGCGUAUGCGCUUGGGCUCUCGAGUCUCCAUUCAUGGAUCGCGACUAUUACCGAUGCUGGAUAGGACUGAAAUCUCAUUUUACGAACAAAGAAACUAGAGACACUGAUCCAAAGAAGGUAAAAACUGAGGCUGGAAACGGAAGACAAAUUGGGUAAAUAUAUAUUGGAUGGAGAUCGUGGAUUUCAUGAAAAAGGGCUCCAUCCAAAGUGUAUAUAGGAAUAAAAUGAUGAAUAAGUGACCACACAAGAAAGAAUGUGCUUUUUGCUGCUAUGGCUGUGGCCUGUUUAUAGCCCGAGGAGAUCCCCAACGUCCUGAUUUCGUGCCUCUCCUCCCUCAACCCCAACAACAAUUUAUUAGAAAUGAAAAUAGUCCCGCUUUUAUUGACCCCUUCCUGAUAAGAAAAUACAUCUUCAAUAUCGUCAAAUGAUUCCAUUUAAAAGAAAGUACAACCCUCUUUGAUUAGUCUUGAAUCGGACGUUA
Molecule: messenger RNA, 1941 nt
Organism: Momordica charantia (bitter melon)
Lineage: Eukaryota; Viridiplantae; Streptophyta; Magnoliopsida; Cucurbitales; Cucurbitaceae
Gene: HGO
Product: homogentisate 1,2-dioxygenase
Biological process (GO): L-phenylalanine catabolic process
Cellular component (GO): cytoplasm
Molecular function (GO): homogentisate 1,2-dioxygenase activity
Source: RefSeq, a predicted model, not a curated record